AUGGGCUUUACUAAAGCUUUCAAGCUCCUCAUGGGCCUUGCCGCCCUCCCCACCCUCGUCCACAGUCUUGGUCUCACUGUCUCCACCACUGGUGGUAAUGCCUCUAGUCCUCUCCUAUACGGGUUCAUGUUUGAGGAUAUCAACCACUCUGGUGACGGUGGUAUCCACGGACAGCUCCUCCGCAACAACGGUUUCCAAGGCACCACCGCCGACCUCACCGCCUACGCCGCCGUCGGCAGCGUCACCCUCGCCGUCGACACCGCCCACCCUCUCUCCUCGGCCCUCCCCAAAGUCCUGCGCAUCGACGUGCCCUCCGGCACCACCGGCCAAGUUGGCUUUUCCAAUGCCGGUUACUGGGGUAUCCCCGUCAAGAAAGACACAUACGCAUGCUACUUCUGGGUCGAGGGCGCCUACACUGGAGACGUGACGGUGAAGCUACAGUCUGUGGCAACGGGAACGGUGUUCGGGAGUAAAGCUGUUGCGGUCACGAGCGUUGCUGGCACAUGGAAAUACUACGAGACGACUUUCACGGCGAGUGCGGCGCCGGAUGGUGAUAAUGUCUUUGUGGCUACGGUUGAUGCAGCGAAGGUGUCAGGGAGUAUCUACUUUAACCUGUUCCAGCUCUUCCCUGUCACAUAUCACCAGAGAUACAACGGGCUCAAGCCCGAUAUUGCGGGGGCGUUGGAGAAUGUGAAGGGGUCUUUCUUGAGAUUUCCCGGUGGUAACAAUCUCGAAGGUGCAACUCUCGCUAGAAGAUGGAAGUGGAACGAGACGAUUGGACCCGUCCACACCAGACCUGGCCGUCAAGGCGAUUGGACCUAUGCCAAUACUGAUGCUCUCGGCCUCCUCGAGUACCUCUACUGGUGCGAAGACAUGAAGCUCGUCCCCGUCCUCGGUGUCUGGGCCGGUCUCACUCUCGGCGGCGGCGUUACCACCGGUACUGCCCUUACUCCCUACAUCGACGACGUUCUCAAGGAAAUCGAGUACAUCACCGGCUCCACCAGCACCACCUACGGCGCUCUUCGCGCCAGCCACGGCCGCACCGAGCCCUUCGCACUAACACACGUCGAGAUCGGCAACGAAGACUUCCUUCAAGGCGGUCUCGCCAGCUACGCCGCCCGCUUCACCGCCUUCCACGAUGCCAUCAAGGCAAAGUACCCCGAUAUCAUCAUCAUCGCCAGCACCGACCAGGGCCUGCCAAGCCCCAAGCCCGCCGGCAUGUGGAUCGACAUCCACUACUAUCUACGCCCCGACCAGUUCGUCGCCCUCUUCAACACAUACGACAACUACGACCGCAACUACGGCAUCUUUGUCGGCGAGUACGCCUGCACAAAGUCAAAUACCGGCGCCACAAAUUGGUGGGCAACACUCAUCGGCGCCGUGUCCGAGGCCGUGUUUAUGAUUGGUAUGGAGCGCAACAGUGAUGUGGUCAAGAUGGCGGCCUAUGCACCGCUGAUGCAGCAUUUCAACUCCACGCAGUGGGCGCCUGAUCUCAUUGGAUACACAUCCGACCCCAGUUUCCUCACCCUCUCCACCAGCUACUACGUUCAACAGAUGUUUUCCGUCAACCGCGGAACCACGAUCCUGCCCGUCACCUCAGACACCGGCUUUGGACCUGCCUACUGGGUCGCGUCCAAGAACGACAAUACCGGAAUCUACUACGUCAAGCUGGCCAACUACGGAGCCACCGCGGUCUCUACGACCAUCACGAUCCCGGGCACGACGUCAGGAUCGGUCACGACGUUGACGGGGCCGGCAUCCGACUCGAUUAAUCUGCCAAAGAACGCGCUUGUGGUGCCGGUUACAACGGCGAUUACGGGCAGCGCGGGUCAGUUUACGAUCUCCUUGCCGGCUUGGUCGGUGGUUGUUGUUGCGGUAAAAUAA
Molecule: messenger RNA, 1884 nt
Organism: Morchella importuna
Lineage: Eukaryota; Fungi; Ascomycota; Pezizomycetes; Pezizales; Morchellaceae
Exons: 9
Coding region: 1-1884 (627 amino acids)
Biological process (GO): L-arabinose metabolic process
Molecular function (GO): alpha-L-arabinofuranosidase activity
Source: RefSeq, a predicted model, not a curated record